AUGACAGAUAGAAUGCAUCAGGAUGUGCUUAGAAAAUGGAAAUGCAGGGAUAAUGAGACUCCUGAACAAUGUGAAAAGCGUCAAGCAUGUGACUGGGAAAAUAAAACUAAGAAGGCCGCUAAAACUAAAAAUCAACGUAAAGCAAGACUGGUUAGAGAAAGAGAACAAAAGCGCAAGAGAAGAGCAUUGAAUAAAGGACUUAGCUUAGAAUCUGUUGACAAGUUUAAGUAG
This is a messenger RNA of Diversispora eburnea, 231 nucleotides long. The record is from the annotation of a GenBank genome assembly. NCBI's taxonomy places the organism in Eukaryota, Fungi, Glomeromycota, Glomeromycetes, Diversisporales, Diversisporaceae.